ACCAAAGUGAGAGAGGGGUGCCAUCUUGUGGAGGGACCCUCUGUGGCCAGUCUGCUUGUGUGAUCUCUGUGGACUGACUGGGAGUUGUGACAAAUAUGGCCAGAAAUGGGGCCUAGUCUCGGACUGUGUCCCGGGGUUACGUGGAUUUAGGGUCAGUGAGGGGCGUGGCCACUCAGGAGGCCAUGCUUGGUAGAUGGGGGACGGGAGUCAGGAUGAUGGCAGGGCCUGAGCAAAGCGGGGUGGAGAGGGAGGCUCAGAGAAGGGGGAGCCACCUGGCUUCCAGGAUGAGGAGAAGAGAAAGUCUGUCCUGACAGAGGCCCCAUGACAGCUGCCCUGGGCCAGGAUGUUUUGGGGAGGGGAGAUUGCAUCAGCAUUGAGCCAUCCUCACUCCCUCCAUCUGGAGGUGUGGGGCCCGGGGGCUUCUGUGAAACGGGCCAUGAAUGGACCCAGCCAGGAGACCCAGGGGACAAGGGCAUCUGCAGGCCCUGUCAGUUCCAUCUCCCCGAUUUCCAGUUCACACCGUUUGCUGUUCUCUGCCCAGGGCCUGAAGCCAAUGGACCACAAUGGGCUGGCAGACCCCUACGUCAAGCUGCACCUGCUGCCAGGAGCCAGUAAGGCAAAUAAGCUCAGAACAAAAACUCUCCGUAACACUCUGAACCCCACAUGGAACGAGACCCUCACUUACUACGGGAUCACAGAUGAAGACAUGAUCCGCAAGACCCUGCGUGCGUCUGAGGCACUGGCUGUGCCCCUCACCACCGCCCCCGCUAGGAUCUCUGUGUGUGACGAGGACAAAUUCCGGCACAAUGAGUUCAUCGGGGAGACACGUGUGCCCCUGAAGAAGCUGAAACCCAACCACACCAAGACCUUCAGCAUCUGCCUGGAGAAGCCGCUGCCGGUGGACAAGACCGAAGACAAGUCCCUGGAGGAGCGGGGCCGCAUCCUCAUCUCCCUCAAGUACAGCUCGCAGAAGCAGGGCCUGCUGGUAGGCAUCGUGCAGUGCGCCCACCUGGCCGCCAUGGACGCCAAUGGCUACUCGGACCCCUACGUGAAAACAUACCUGAGGCCAGAUGUGGACAAGAAAUCCAAACAUAAGACAGCGGUGAAGAAAAAAACCCUGAACCCGGAGUUUAAUGAGGAGUUCUGUUACGAGAUCAAGCAUGGGGACCUGGCCAAGAAGUCCCUGGAGGUCACCGUUUGGGAUUACGACAUUGGAAAAUCCAAUGAUUUCAUUGGUGGUGUGGUUCUGGGCAUCCACGCCAAGGGGGAGCGCCUGAAGCACUGGUUUGACUGCCUGAAGAACAAGGACAAGCGCAUCGAGCCCUGGCACACGCUCACCAGCGAGCUCCCAGGGGCCGUGCUCAGCGACUGAUGCCCACCCGCCACUGCUACCCCUGCCGCCACCUGCGCCUAGCACUUCCGGCCCCGGGCUUCCCCAGCAGCCACCAAGGCCUGUGGCCCCCACACUGGGGGAGAUCCAGAACCCCUGCUUGGACACAGAGCCACUGCAGUCCCCGCUCGGAGGAUGUGGAGGGCUCAGCCACUCUGGGACGGGGAGGGCAAGGAGCUGGGGUGGGGGGCUCUCAGCCCCCUGGCGCCCAAGAGGCCGGUGGUGGAAAGAGACCUCAGCACCUGCCCAGGGGAAGGGGACACGCCCAUCUGGGAGCAAAGACCCUUCUAGAGGCCAGCCCUGGUUGAGAGGACAGGAGUGUGGGGGUGCCUUGGCAGACAGUGGGAACAGAGGAGGGAGGUGGUGAGCAGACAGACAGGUGGAGGAUGGGACCUUGAAGACUGGCUGCUCCAGCCCAAGAAAGCCUGACUGCAUCCCUCAUCUCCUUCGCUGCUGGACAGAUGGAAGAAGCGGGCCUGCCGGCCGAAAGUCUGCCAGAGUUCCCGGAGGCUCCUGAUGACGGGUAAAUUGGCACAUGCUUCACUCAAUUAUUCCACAAGCCCUGGGGGUGAAUGAGACACAGGGCCUGCCCUCAGGGAGUUCCCAUCUAGUCAGGAAGCUGGGAACAAACCAUUCCAACUGGGGUGAGAAAUACCAAGACCAGCUUGGCCAGUCUGCAAGUACUGUGGGCUCUGUUGACUCUGCCGGGAGGUCAGGGAAGGCUUCCUGGAGGAGGUGGUGCUUCCGUAAGGCCUAUGGAGGGUGAGUGGGGGCUUCUAAAAGCAGUCCAGGCAGUGGGAGUGGUCUAAAACGGCCUGGAGAGAGAAAGCCAAUGGGGCCGGGGUGCUGUGGACCCAGGGUCUCCUCUCCAGGGGAGGGUUUGUUAGGAAGGUGUGAGGCUCGAGGCAGGAGGUGGGGGACGUGAUGGAAACACCAUGGAGAAACUGGUGUGGGCUGAAGUUCAGACCUCAGACCCAAGUCUCCCACUCUGAUCUCUUUCUACUCCUGAGGGACCUCAAGGGCGGAGCCCGCCCCUCCUCCUUCCCGGCAUAAGCAUCAGGUCAGCUGCGGUGGAGAAAAGGGUCCCUUGUGCUUGGGAAAAAAGCAAGCAUUCCUACACGUCCUGACUCUCCCCUCCCCUCCCCUCCACUCCCUGGCUCACACUGGGGGCCUCCGGGUGCUUGCUCAUGGCAUCUUGGUCCCACUACCGCCACAGAUGUCCCUUUUGGGAGUAAUCAGUGGCCGUCCAGGGCCUUGUCCACCCUCCAGGAGCUGAGCAAGAAUCACCCGGGCUGGUGGGCCUGUCUGCUCCCCUGAGUGAGACUCCCCAGGAGGCUUGAGAUUAUCUGAAUCUUGGGGCCCAUGCCUGAAGCCCACAAACUUUCUCUGCCUACCAAGGGCCCCUCAGGAACGCUGGGUGAACAAAUACAGAGCCAAGGAGUUGCACAGCCAGAGUCCCAGUGUGAUGCUCAGCCCAUCAGUGUGUGAUGGAAACAGAGGCCCAGAGAGGUCAGGUGACCUGCCCAGGGCCUUCCAGCCCCCACACAGCUGGGACCAGGAUCCACAGCCCCCAGCCCAGAGUGCUGGACACCACACU
Messenger RNA from Gorilla gorilla gorilla (western lowland gorilla), 2987 nucleotides. Its product is annotated as double C2-like domain-containing protein beta. The record is from RefSeq and is a predicted model, not a curated record. The coding region runs from base 344 to 1372 and encodes 342 amino acids. NCBI's taxonomy places the organism in Eukaryota, Metazoa, Chordata, Mammalia, Primates, Hominidae. The transcript has 7 exons. Gene Ontology annotation, cellular component: synapse; membrane. Gene Ontology annotation, biological process: regulation of calcium ion-dependent exocytosis; spontaneous neurotransmitter secretion; exocytosis.